Molecule: messenger RNA, 7213 nt
Organism: Thamnophis elegans (Western terrestrial garter snake)
Lineage: Eukaryota; Metazoa; Chordata; Lepidosauria; Squamata; Natricidae
Gene: SH3RF1
Product: SH3 domain containing ring finger 1
Exons: 12
Coding region: 372-2990 (872 amino acids)
Biological process (GO): negative regulation of apoptotic process; positive regulation of JNK cascade; positive regulation of proteasomal ubiquitin-dependent protein catabolic process
Cellular component (GO): cytosol
Molecular function (GO): ubiquitin protein ligase activity; metal ion binding; protein binding
Source: RefSeq, a predicted model, not a curated record
AGGACUGCUUGAGCGCCGAGAGCCCUGUUGGCGGUCGCUCUCCUCCAUCUCGGAGCCAGGCUCCUUCCUUGAGGCGGAGCGGUGGUCUCGCCUCAGCCCCCUUUUAGGAAGGAAGGAAGGAAAUAGGGAGGAGCGGAAAGAACAGAAGCAAAGAGGAGCCUCCUCUGUACUGGGGUGGAGAGAGCGAGCGCGACGGCGGCUCCUCGCGGGAACAAAGAGGCGCGAAAACGCGAAGGCUGAGGGGAAAGCGGCUACUCUUCGUCUCGCUCCAACGGCCGCAGAGAUGAAAGAAGAGUGAAAAAGGCAUGGAUAUAACAUGAAUUGCUUAACACGUUCAGAAAUAGGAAUUAUUUCUCAGUUAACUAAAUAAAAUGGAUGAGUCGGUCUUAUUGGAUCUGUUGGAGUGCCCUGUCUGUUUAGAACGUCUGGAUGCUUCUGCAAAAGUCUUGCCUUGUCAACAUACAUUUUGUAAAAGAUGUCUCUUGGGCAUUGUGAGCUCACGCAAUGAGCUUCGUUGUCCUGAAUGUAGAACAUUAGUAGACUGCAAUGUUGAUGACCUUCCUAAUAAUAUUUUGCUUGUUCGACUACUAGAUGGCAUCAAACAAAGGCCUCAGAAAUUGACUAAUUUAAUGACAUGCUCAAAUUUAUUAAGGGGCCAAACCAGCACUGCUAAUUGCAUUCAAAAAGACCUAAAUAGUUCUCAAAGUGUUCAGCAACAGAGAGUACAAGCACAAAGUCCACCUGUUAGGGGGGUACCUCAGUUACCUUGUGCCAAAGCAUUAUACAACUAUGAGGGAAAAGAGCCUGGAGAUCUUAAAUUCAACAAAGGUGACAUCAUCAUAUUACGUCGGCAAGUUGAUGAAAAUUGGUAUCAUGGAGAAGUUAAUGGUAUCCAUGGAUUUUUUCCUACCAAUUUUGUCCAGAUAAUUAAACCAUUACCUCAACCUCCACCUCAGUGCAAAGCACUUUAUGACUUUGAAGUUAAGGACAAGGAAGCUGACAAGGAUUGUUUACCCUUUUCAAAGGAUGAUACUCUUACUGUGAUUCGCCGAGUAGAUGAAAAUUGGGCUGAAGGAAUGUUGGCUGACAGAAUUGGAAUAUUUCCUAUAUCAUAUGUUGAGUUUAACUCAACAGCAAAACAUCUUAUUGAACUAGACAAACCAUCAGUUUCUACAGUAGAUUCUGGAGAAGGCACCUCUGGUACAUCCCAUUGCAAUUCAGUUCAAAAGCAUACUGAUGUGAAGAAGAAUACCAAAAAACGCCAUUCUUUUACUUCCCUUACCAUGUCCAAUAAGGCUUCACAGUUGUCUCAGAAUCGUCAUUCAAUGGAAAUCAGCCCUCCUGUUCUCAUCAGCUCCAGUAAUCCAACUGCUGCAGCACGGAUAACUGAGCUUUCAGGUCUUUCUUGUAGUGCACCUUCUCAGGUUCACAUUAGUACCACAGGACUAAUUGUAACCCCACCACCCAGCAGUCCAGUAACAACAGGACAUUCAUUUACCUUUCCACCUGAAGUCGCUUACCAAGCUGCUUUUGCUGUAAGUAGUAUUAAUCCACCUCUUCCACCACCGCCAACACCUGUCUUAUCUGCUACAAUAAUUGCCCCUAAUUCUACGUGCCUGUCUUCGGGGUCAGUUCAGAAGUCAACAUCUGCAUUGACCGAGCAAAUAUCACAUUUGAGAGCUCAGACAAGACCAAGUGUGUAUAUUGCUAUUUAUCCAUACACUCCUAGAAAAGAAGAUGAAUUGGAAUUGAGAAAAGGUGAAAUGUUUUUGGUGUUUGAGCGUUGUCAAGAUGGCUGGUUUAAAGGAACUUCCAUGCAUACCAGCAAAAUUGGUGUAUUCCCUGGAAAUUAUGUAGCACCAGUUACAAGGCCAAUGACAAGUGUUUCCCAAGCAAAAAUACCUGUAUCUACUGCUGGCCAGACAGGGCGAGUAGUGACCAUGGUCAAUGCUUCCACUGCUGGAGGAACAGUGCAAAAACUUCAGGGAAAUGGUGUGACAGUGGCGUCUGAUACAAUACCAACAGCUGUGGUCUCUGCUGCACACAUACAAAAGAGUCCACAAUCCAAGAUCAUUAUGCAUAUGUCCAGUCAAAUGACAGUGAAUCAAGCUCGCAAUGCAGUUAGAACAGUUGCAAUUCAUAGCCAAGAAAGACCGACAGCCACUGUAACACCAAUUCAGACUCAGAAUUCAGCAUGCCUUAUUCCUGCUGCUGUAAUUAUUCCACACCAUUCUGUUGCCUCACAAGAGCUACAACCUCAAUUUUCAAAUGCUGCUGCCUAUAUCACAACUGUAAAUAUCAACCGAGCAAAUAUCCCAUUGGCUUGCACAACUUCUUCAUUAAACUCUCCUAGCACUUCUGUAUCAGUAGAUGGAGAUUCAAGUGGAAAAAUUGUGACUGUUCAUACAGGAGCUCCAGCUUCCCCAGAAAAUACAUUGACUGCUGGAAGUACUCCUACUAUGAGAAAAACAGAGAGAGAUGGAAAGAAAGAAAAAAAGGGGUUACUGAAGUUACUUUCAGGAGCAUCUACUAAGCGUAAACUUAGAGCAUCACCACCAUCAUCCCCAACUCUCGAAGUUGAGCUGGCAACUACAGAACCCUCCCUUCAGGGUGCAGUAGGGCCAGAACUUCCAUCAAUUUCUGGUCAGGGAAGAGCAGACACUUGCCCCAUGGACACUGAAUCACCUACAAUUGUGUUGGAGAGUACUCACAGCAAAACAAGUUCUUUGGAUUCUACUAUACCUGUAGUUCCUCCUCCAAGGCAACCAUGUUCAUCAUUGGCUCCAGUGUCAAAUGAAUCCAGAUCUGUAAUCUAUGAACGAUACAGAGUAGUGGUACCCUAUCCUCCUCAGAGUGAAGCUGAACUUGAACUUAAAGAAGGAGAUGUUGUUUUUGUUCAUAAAAAACAUGAAGAUGGCUGGUUCAAAGGCACAUUGCAGCGAAAUGGAAAAACUGGCCUUUUCCCUGGAAGCUUUGUGGAGAAUAUCUAAGAAAAAUGUAUCAACUCUCGCAGCACUAUAGAAUAAAGAGAGAGAUUGCAGCCAUGGAAGGCUUGUAGCAUAAACAAAUUUAUAUUUAUGUUUUUCAGUAUCCUGCAGCACAAUUCUGGCAGCAAAGAUUAAAAUAGUUGCAUUUUUAUCAUUUUGAAUUCUUGAGUGUAAUGUGUGCCUUGUAAUAUCUGAUUUAUUCUUCAGAGGAUUUUUAAAAGCGAGUGUGUAUGUUUGUACAUACAUACAUGUCAUAAAAACAUAUUGUUUACAAGGCUGUAGCUAAUUUAUUCAUUUUUCUAAACUUGAAUUCUGUUUAAUAGCUAAAGUUUGGUGAUUAUGAUUAACAAGUUAUUUAUAAGUUAAGGAGAAGCUGGAUUCUUUUCUUACAAAAAGAUAUAAUGUCAGAUGGCUUUUUCCAACUGUGUGUGACAGUGAAGUUUUUUUAAUGGGUAAAUGUUGGCUAUAAUGAUGGUGAUGUGGUGUCAGAUUGAACCAUGCGUUCUGGGGUAAAAUGACAUUGUGGAUUUGUUUUAUUUAGUGUGAGAAACUGUCUGUCAAUAAUAAGUAUGGAUGUCUCAGAUAGAAACGUUUCUAAUGAAACAUUUCUAAAAGGCAAUGAAAUAGCAGUACAGCAUUGUUAACAUUUUCAAAGUGAGAAUAGAAUAUAUAAAUUAUACCAGAAAUGGGGAAUAUCAACUUCCACUAGCAUCUAUUUGUCGAGUAUUUUUGUAUAUAUGUUGAGAUUUCUUUUGUAGAUUUGACUAGUUCUUGAGUACAGGUAGUCCUUGAGUUUCAAAUAGAAUGGAUCCUGCCCAUUCCAUUUGUAACCCGAGGUUUCAUGGGAAUGGAUCUCAUACCUUGAACGGGACCACUCCCUCUUUCUUCCAUGCAUUUGCUAAUCAAAUGGGAGGCUUGUUAAAUGCACAUAAGGUAUUUCAUGUAAGGUUAAUGCAUAUAAGGUAUUUCAUGGUGGGGAAGGCUACCUGCCUAAGAUCACCCAUGGCCUCCCCAACCCACUGAAAUAACUAAUGCUUUACACAAUUGCUGGCUUUCCAGGUCACUUACCUUCUGAAGAUCUAGCAAGCAGUCUCCUCUCCAGCCUCAUGCACUGCUCUGCAGUUCUGCUCAGGCCUCUGCAUAUCUCGCCCGGCAGGUUGCUUCUGUGGCCCUCCCACAGCCCAUUGCAGGCCAAAAUGGAGCCUCCGGGUGCCAGAUCUGGCCCUCCAAUGCUCCGUUCACCCCUCCACAGGCCUCCCCUGGCCUGUUGCAGGCCGAAAUGGAGCCACUGGGGGAGACUUCCGAAGCUCCAUUUAGCCCUCCGUGGAUUUCCCCUGGCCUGUUGCAAAUGGAAAUGGAGCCACUGGGGGCUGGAUCCGAGCCUCUGAGGGCCAGAUCCGAGCCUCUGGGGGCCAGUUUCAGCCCUCUGACGCUCUGUUUGGCCCUCUGCAGGCCUCCCCCGGCCAGUUGUAGACCAAAAUUGAGCCUCUAGGAGCCAGAUCCAGUCCCCCAAUGCUCUGCUCAGCCCUCUGCAGGUCUCCCCUGGCCUGUUGCGGACCAAAAUGGAGCCUCUGGGGGCCUGGGGCGGCCCCACGAGGCUUUGUUCAGCCCUACAGGGUCCUCCCCAGGCCCAUUGCAAGCUGAAAUGGAGCCUCCAGGGGGCUCCUCAGAAGCUCCAUUUUGGCCGGUAACAUGGAGGACAUAUGUUGCAGAGCCUCUGUGGUUGUUCAUAAGGGCAAACAACUGCCCUGGUGCUGCAAGAUUCAAGAUUCAUUCACACACUAGGGAGCCUUGAUCGUGUAACUUGAAAUGUUCGUUAAGGGGACACUCAUAACCGGAGGAUUACCUGCACACAACAUUCUAAAUCUAAACGAGUUAAGAUGCAAAACAAUUGGAAGAAUGGGAAAUAAUUGUGAUAACUGAUAUGAUCAAAAUUUAAAUUCAGAUUGCACUCACUGUCUAGAUAUGCCAAGAAAUGUUUGCUUCUUUACAUUUUCAAACUAAUUUGCAUGGCUGAGACAAAUUACAUUGUUUGAGCAAAAGUGGUGAUAAAUGAUAUACUUGUGUUUUUAAAGUAAAGGCUGUAAGAACACUGUGACAUUUUUGCUAAUUUUAAAACUCUUGCUAUUUUUAUGUCUUGUGUCUUCAGUUUCUUGCAUGCAUUAUCACAUUCAUACAGGUGCACAAAACAGUGCAUGACUGACUUUAGAGUUUAUUAUACUGUACUGUUAUGAUGAACUGGAUAUUAAAUAACCAGUUACUUGCUAGUAUGAAAGCCACUGACCAAAAACUAGUGAGUGAUUGGAUACUACUGUAUAAAGAAUAUUCUCCACUACUCAGCAUAAUUCCAGCCAUGGAUAUUUUAAAGCACAAGAGUUUUGUGGAGCAUAUCCUCUACUUAAUUUCAGGCCUUGAAGAAGGUUCAAAUAUUCAUUUCCUCUCUUUUGCUAUUUUUGCAUUCUUAGUUUGGAAAUAAAUUUUCUAAGGAAGGCAAGCUGCCAUUUAACUUUUUUUUUAUCCUCUGCUGAAUAUCCUCUGUUCAGAAGCUAUUUUCCUCCUAAACAAUGUACAUUGGAAAUGUUCCAGGGCAUCAGCCUUGGGAUAUUAUCUCACAUACUCAAGACCUAAAGUGUGUGUGUGGGGGGGGGGGGGGGUGAUAUUCUGAUUAUUUAAGACUUGUAUUACAUCUCUCUUUUCUGAUAAAAUAUUUAAAAAUUAUAACCUUUUUAAAAUUUAGAAUCUGUUUAGGUGGGCUAAUAGAAAUUUCUUAUUCUCCAGUGAUCUGCUAACAUCUGGACAUUACUCUGCCUUUCCCUCUUCAAGCUAGUUAGUCCUAUUAGCAAGAUUAAAAAAAUAAUUUUGUGAAGUCUUUUGAUCUCUUCCCAAACUGAAUACUAUCCAACAAAAAAUGUCAAAUCUCAUGGAUUUAGUUGCUGGGUAGGGAGUGGGUUUAUAAUAGUUACACUGGACCUUUUAGUGGACCUGAAACUCUCAUUUAUUCUACAUGAUUCUUGUCAGAAAAAUACAAUUACAGUAUUUCAAGAUUAUUGCAUAUUCAAGCUAUUACUACUAUUAUUAUUGGCAGAGGAGACCCUAUGCGCAAGAUUGUCUUCAUGCCAUUGCUUUAUAGUGGCAAUCUUGUUACAUUUAGCUCAUCUAAUUUUUGUAUAACAUUUAGAUUCCUUUGGCAGAUCUCUUCUUUAAAUAUAUGAUAGAAAGAAAUUCUAUAGGCAAUUACCUUGAAAUAGAUACUCUGCCCAUGGGAAAGAUUGACCUGUAUUAUGCAGCUGCUCAAGAUUAAUAAUUCAGUUACCAAAAUAGUGGGUAACAUUAAACUCAGUACCUAUUCUUUAGUAACCAGUAGUUAGUUACGAGUUUAAAAGUCUUUGUUUCCCGACAAGAAUGAAACAAGUUUAACAUUAAAGGAAAUGCAUGCUGUAUUAAGGUUAAGAAUUCAAAUUAGUUGAUGAUUGAUGAGUUUCAUGUAAAACACAAAUGAUUUUUUAAAAUAUAUAAAUGGGAGAAAAUAAUUGGUAGCUGAACUGGUUUCUUCCAAUAUCAAGUAGUUUCAUUAUUAUUUUAAUAUAUUGAAAACAUUCCUUAAAUGAUACACUGAACAAUUCAUUUCUGUGGAAUUUAAAAAGCUUGGUUUACUUGAAUGUUUAUAUGAUGUACAAACUAUUUGAAAUGAACUUUAAUAAGGAAAUGCUGGCAUCAACUUUCAUCAGCACCUAUUGACACUUAUGUGUUGAUCUUAUUUUCAUGUAUUAGUAGAUUUAUAUGUGAGAGACUACUAGAAAGAAUCUUCUCCAUAUGGUAGCGUACUUGUGUCACACAGGUACCUCUAUUUCAAGAUUUUAUUAUAUAAUGUCUAUCAAAAAUAUAAAUUAAUAUGAUACUUCUUACAGUAUAAUACACUUUCUAAUAACUUUUUAAGAAAAUGGAUCAUCAUAUUACUUUAAGGGCUUGUUAUACACCAUACAACAAUUUUUAAAAAUGCAGUUUUCAUGUCACAUGACCUUUAUAAAGUUUGUGGGACUUGGAUUGGUUUUUAGGGUUACGUGUAAUUGAGUUUAUGAACAAAAAAGCCUUUACACUCAUUUUGGAGUACUUUCUUAAAUUCUAUGGAAAAUUUUAAUGUCUAUAUUUGAGGUCCAGUGAAUGUUACAUGCUUUUAUCUGUUAAAUUUCAUUCCUAAUAAAUAUUUUCUUAGCAAAGCACUUAAA